Messenger RNA from Hibiscus syriacus, 1434 nucleotides. RefSeq lists its product as uncharacterized. The record is from RefSeq and is a predicted model, not a curated record. Lineage: Eukaryota; Viridiplantae; Streptophyta; Magnoliopsida; Malvales; Malvaceae. The transcript has 2 exons. The coding region runs from base 1 to 1434 and encodes 477 amino acids.
AUGGACAACACAUUAGUUAGUGAUCUGAAAGAUGACAGGGGAAACGGAGAUUCAUUGCGCAUUUUGGAGGACAAGAAGGAUACAUCAGUAGACUAUGGAAUGAAUUGUUCUGGACUAAAACCAAAAAGGUUGGCUAGUCUGGUGAACCCACAGCAUGCUCUGAUAUUAAAUGUUGGAAGAAUACAGGCAGGGAAAAGUCUUAUAAAUGGUUCAUUGAUUUGGGCUAUUUUUGGCAGAGGGAAUACGAUUCCAAGGCAUGUGGUCACUCUACAUGAGAAAUAUCUUCGUUGUUGCCUGGAGUUGAUUCAUAUCAAUGCAGCAAAAGUUGCUCAAUGCAGUAUCUCUGUGAACUUCAGCUCUGUAGACAUUGGCAUUGUAUCUGAUGGACUGAAUUCAGCUAAAAUUGGGGCUGAAAGUACGUGUGAUUUCGGCAGCUUUGGUUUUGAAUGUCUACCGGAUAUUGGGACUGGUAGUUUAGUCACUGGUUCUGCAGAACUGUGGAUAGUAGGUUCGAUAAUGGGCUGCAGGAGCAUGAAAAAUAUAUUGGGAAGUCCAUUGUUUCAGAAGUUGGGUGCAUUCCAUGUCAAUCCAAGUUUGAAUGAUGCUAAAGGACUAAUAAGUUAUGACUUAAUGAGCUCUCCGGGUGAUUUCAGUAAUAAAACCUUGUACGACCUACGAAGUGAGACGCCAAUAUCGGAUAAUCAUAAGUAUGGAUCUGAGACUGUUUGUAAAAGGCUUGUUUCCAUGUCAAGUACAGACUCAACAUGCUCGGAUCAGUCGUUUUCUUCUCCUUGUACAACAAUUUCUGAGGGAGUGCUUCAAUGCAUGUGGAAUGGUGGGACUCCAUACUUUGUUUUCUCCCUAGAUAACCAGAGGGAGGUGUAUUUAGCCAAUUUGUCAAAACAAGGAGCUGCUCGAAAUAAGGGUUUGGACAAUGUGUACUUGUUCCAUUCGAGCAAGAGUAGCCAUAAGGAACAUCGGAUUAGUGAUAACGAAUCAAACCUUGUUGGUAAGAUGACGAUGUCUACUUCUUUCUCAAUCUGUUCCCAAGAUUCUAAAAUCAUGGAGACAGAGUUUGUUUUGUUCAGUGGCAUGCAAACAUCAAGGGAUAAUCACUGGACAAAUAAGGGUCUAUCGAAAAAGGUAGUGGAAGCAUUCAAGGGUAGUCAUUCAUUGAAGCAAAUAACGGUGUCAAGAUUUCAUCGAUCGAGUUCCAUGAUGGAAGAUUCUUCUUUGGGUCCUUGCAGAGAUGCAGUUGGCAAAUCGGAUGCUAUAGACCAGACAAAACUUUUCAAUGAGCAACUUCCAACAAAUCUUGAGCUGACAGCCGUUGUUGUGAGGGAUCAUUUACCUGAGGAUUCUCAGGCGGAAGCAGGAGGUUGGGGCCUAAAGUAUUCAUGGUGGUCCAAGAACCAGAAAUGGUGGCCCCUCUAG